AGGGCUGCCAGCAUGUCUCCCUGAAGGAGAUGCUCUUGGCGGGCAGGCGCGCGGGCGGCGCUCCCCCGGCCCGGUGUGCGGCGGCGGCUUCCCGGCCGCGGAUCGCUCUCGCGAGGGGAGGCGAGCGGCUCGGGCUGGGGCGGCGUAGAGCCCUCCCCGGGGCUGCGCGGGACCGGCCGGGAGCGAGGAAUUUCCACCUCCGCCCACGCCUUCCGCUGGCGCCGCGGGGCCAGUCGCUGCCCGCCGGGCGGGGAGGGGAAGGAGGAGGAGGAGGAGGAGGAGGAGACUGCAGGGGAGCGGAGAAGGAAGGAGCCGCGGGGGCUGAGCGCUGGAGCCGCGGGUGACCCGCCCCUGGAGAGACCCCGGCACCGGAGCCGGGCGGAGCCAUGGAGCAGUAACCCCUUGAGCCCUUCCAGCGCCGCCACUUGUCCGGUCCCCCCCCCACCAGCCGCGCGCCCGCCCGCCCGCCCCCGUUUUGCUGGCGCGGGGAUUGGGACGAGGGAGCCAAAGAGUUUUGCCCGCAGCGCCGCCGCCGCCGCCCCCCGCCAGGGCCACGAUGAGCGAGGAGAGCUCCGAGGUGCCCCGGGAGCAGCUAGAAAGUAUCAAGGAUGUUAUUGGGAGGAAGAUUAAAAUUUCAGUGAAGAAAAAAGUAAAGCUAGAAACCAAGGGAGAUAAAGUGGAUAACAAAAUAUUGGUGCUUACAUCAUGUCGGGCCUUCUUGUUGACCUCCCGCAUUCCCACCAAGCUAGAACUAACUUUCAGCUACCUGGAAAUCCAAGGAGUAACCUCCAGUAAACCAGGUCAGCUGAUUGUUGAAACGGAGAAAUGCAGCAUUUCCAUGAAGAUUGCUUCAUCAGAAGAUGUGAAUGAAGUGAUGGCACACAUUGGAACGUGCCUCAGGAAAAUAUUCCCUGGUCUGUCUCCAGUGAGAAUCAUGAAAAAAGUAACUAUGGAGCCCUCAGAAAGACUGGCUAAUCUCCAGGCACUGUGGGACAGCCAGACUGUAACAGAACUGGGACCUUGUGGGGGAUUUUCACAAAUGUAUGCAUGUGUUUGUGACUGGCUUGGAUUUCCAUAUAGGGAUGAGGUACAGUGGGAUGUGGAUACAAUCUAUCUGACCCAAGAUACCAGGGAGUUGAAUUUGCAAGACUUCAGCCAUCUUGACCACAGAGACUUAAUACCUAUAGUUGCUGCCCUGGAAUACAAUCAGUGGUUUACAAAGCUGUCCUCUAAGGAUCUGAAAUUAUCCACUGAUGUCUGUGAGCAGAUCCUGAGAGUGGUGAGUAGAUCCAAUCGAUUGGAAGAAUUGGUAUUAGAGAAUGCCGGGCUUAGAACAGAUUUUGCACAGAAACUGGCCAAUGCCCUAACCCAUAAUCCUAACUCAGGACUUCAUACAAUUAACCUUGCUAGCAACCCUCUUGAGGACAGAGGUGUGUCCUCUCUAAGUAUCCAGUUUGCCAAACUCCCGAAGGGACUGAAACAUUUAAAUUUAUCUAAAACCUCAUUGUCACCUAAAGGGGUGAAUAGCCUUUCCCAGUCACUGAGUGCCAACCAGCUGAUUGCUAACACUCUCACCUACCUUGACCUCUCAGGGAAUGUUCUCCGGGGUGAUGAUCUCUCCAGCUUGUAUAAUUUUUUGGCCCAGCCAAAUGCCAUUGUUCAUCUGGAUUUAUCCAACACAGAGUGCGCACUAGACAUGGUGUGUGGAGCUCUCCUCCGCGGAUGCCUUCAGCACCUAGCUGUGCUCAGCCUGUCCAGAACAGUUUUUUCUCACAGGAAAGGAAAGGACGUUCCCCCAUCGUUCAAACAGUUUUUCAGCAGUUCACUUGCUUUGAUGCAAAUCAGCUUUUCGGGGACUAAACUCUCUCCUGAGCCUCUAAAAGCACUCUUAUUAGGCUUGGCUUGUAAUCCGAACCUGAAAGAGGUGUCUUUAGAUCUCAGUAGCUGUGAGCUUGGUCACUGUUUGAGAUCUGGAGGUGCACAAGUUCUGGAAGGGUGCAUAGCAGAAGUACACAAUAUCACCAGCCUAGACAUUUCAGACAAUGGCCUAGAAUCUGAUCUCUCGACACUUGUAAUCUGGCUUAGUAAAAAUCGAUCAAUAAGACACUUGGCGUUAGGCAAAAAUUUUAACAACAUGAAAUCCAAAAAUCUUACUCCUGUACUUGAUAAUUUAGUACAGAUGAUUCAAGAUGAGGAUUCACCUUUGCAGUCACUAUCCCUGGCAGAUUCCAAGCUGAAGACUGAGCUUACCAUAAUUAUCAAUGCAUUGGGCAGCAAUACUUCUCUUACAAAAGUGGAUAUUAGUGGAAACGGAAUGGGAGACAUGGGAGCAAAGAUGCUAGCAAAAGCCCUACAGAUAAACACCAAGCUCAGAACCGUAAUAUGGGAUAAGAAUAAUAUCACCGCACAGGGCUUCCAGGACAUAGCAGUUGCAUUGGAAAAGAAUUAUACUUUAAGGUUCAUGCCAAUACCUAUGAAUGAUGCUUCUCAAGCACUUAAAACAAACCCUGAAAAAACAGAGGAGGCGCUGCAAAAGAUAGAAAACUACUUGCUUCGUAAUCAUGAGACCAGAAAAUACCUACAGGAGCAGGCGUACAGGCUGCAGCAGGGCAUCGUCACCAGCACCACACAACAGAUGAUUGACAGAAUAUGUGUUAAAGUGCAAGAUCAUCUCAACUCCUUAAGAAAUUGUGGUGUGGAUGCUGUACAGGAAGACCUGAAAUCCGCAGAAAGGCUUAUGCGGGAUGCUAAGAACUCCAAAACACUAUUACCAAAUCUGUACCAUCUUGGUGGAGCUUCUUGGGCAGGAGUGAAUGACUCAUUAUCCAAUCCGAUACAGGAGACACUGGAAUCCAUGGCUGGGGAAGUCACGAGGGUUGUGGAUGAACAACUUAAGGCGCUGCUUGAGUCUAUGGUGGACGCAGCUGAGAAUCUUUGCCCAAAUGUGAUGAAGAAGACCCACAUUCGGCAAGACCUGAUUGAGGCCAGCACCGAGAAGAUUUCCAUUCCACGUACCUUUGUUAAAAAUGUGCUCUUGGAGCAGUCUGGAAUUGAUAUCCUCAAUAAAAUUAGCGAAGUGAAGCUGACUGUGGCGUCUUUCCUGUCUGACCGAAUUGUGGAUGAAAUCCUGGAUGCACUUUCACAUUGCCAUCAUAAACUGGCUGACCAUUUGACCAGACGUGGUAAACCACUUCCACAUCAGGAGUCACUGGAGAUUGAAUUAGCUGAAGAGAAACCAACUAAGCGCUCCACCGUCACAGUAGAAGAUUUGACUGAGAUAGAACGUUUGGAGGAUCUAGACACUUGUAUGACUCUCUGCUGUACAAGUAUGACUCCUAAGUCUAAAAGGAAAAGCAUCCACAGUAGAAUGCUCCGGCCUGUAUCUAGGGCUUUUGAAAUGGAAUUUGACCUGGAUAAAGCACUGGAAGAAGUACCUAUCCAUAUAGAAGAUCCACCAUUCCUUUCCAGCAGACCGGACAAACGAACUUUUGGAUUCAUCUCAGAGCUACCAUCCGAGGAAGGGAGAAAACUGGAGCACUUUACAAAAUUAAGGCCUAAAAGGAAUAAAAAACAACAGCCCAGCCAAGCAUCAGUGUGUGGGGCAACACCUCAGGAAGGAGAACAGAAUGGCCUCAUGGGUAGAGUGGACGAAGGUGUUGAUGAAUUUUUCACCAAGAAAGUGACAAAAAUGGAUUCAAAGAGAUCGUCAAUGAAACGUUCAGACGCCAACGAGUCCAGUGAAGUGGGUGAUGAAAGGAAAAAAAGAGAUUCUCGGAAAAGUGGGUUUCUCAACUUAAUUAAAUCUCGAUCCAAAUCUGAACGUCCUCAGACUGUAUUGGUGGCAGAAGAGCCUUCCUCACCCAAAGGGGCUGUCAAAAGUCCAGCUGUGGACACUACUAAGAAGGAGCUAAAAUCAGCUGAACAGAAUGGCGGCACAGAGCAAGCCGAGGAAUUAAAAACACCAGACUCUCUAGAGGAGAUACAGCCAGAGGAUGCUGCAAGAGCGGAGAGGGGUGACAACAAAGGCAGCCCACAGGGAGGUCGUAGGUAUGGGGUGCAAGUGAUGGGCAGUGGACUCCUAGCAGAAAUGAAAGCCAAGCAGGAAAGGAGAGCAGCUUCUUCACAGAAGAGACUAGGGAACGAAGUGGCUCCCAGGGAUUCUCACAAUACCACAGUGAGCUCUGAACGGCUGGACGGCAGUGGUACAGUGCCUAAACUCCACCAAACCCUCCCAGAGAAUCGUUUUGCCUUGAGUAAAGGUGACUCUGUCAUGGCAUCCUUGGAAAAAAAUCCAAAAACUGAACCAAAGGCUGAAGCUGGUGCAAGGGCUAGAUGUUCUUCCAAUACGCCCACGAGUCCAAAACCCCCAGUGCAGUCGAAGCCCAGCCCGACGGGACGUCCCACAGUUCCACAGAAGCCACGCUCUGCCUCUCGCAAUGAGGACAUCCCAGAGUCUCCAUCAGGCCCUGGUUCCCCUAAAGUUCCUCUGCUUCCACCUGUGCUAAAGAAAGUUCCUUCUGAGAAAGAAAAAGAUGGUCAAAGCAGCCCCCAGCCCGCUAUCAGAUCAUUUUCUCAAGAAGAGCAAACAGGAGAGUAUAACAAAAGAGAUACAGAUCAUGACUGUGACAAGCCAGCCAGUGGAGGGAAAAGAGCUUCAAGGCAGUACUCUACCAGUGCAGAAGAGGAAGUGAAUGCACUUGUACACAGGAAGUCACAGCCAACAACUGCUCCAAAAAGAAGCCCUGGACACCAGACCCAUGAAUACCAAGAACUAAAACAGAGGUCUUUAAGUAAAGAUGGCCAGCAGGGAAGCAAGUCCAGUGACUCUGGAGAAGAAGCAGAUAAAGAUUUUAUUUUUGUUUAGUUUUCAGUACAAAUGCUUGGUAGUGCAAGAUCUUUCAUAACAAUCUGGGUACAACAAUCAAUGACCCUUCUAUUUACCAGCCAUUGUUUAACCCUGGAUGCAUUUUUGUGUAUACACCUAAAUGAUCAUGAUUUACAGUACAAUCAGUAUGCAUUGAUUUGGUCUUUAACUUCCGUUAUGUAUGAUUUCAGACCUUCCCUUCCAUGCCUUUGCUAAAGCCAGCAAUUAUAUCAUGUACUCUACUUGAAUUUCUCUGAAGCAGCUACAAGGAACACCCCGCAUUAGGGCAUUUAGAAGCAAAGCAAAUAACUGGACACUAUCUUACACUAAUACACUGUACAGCAGGUAAUGUGUUGUACUGCUGAAUGUAAAUGUGUCAAAUCUGCACGUGACUUACCUAUAAAUAUAUUCUUGCGGUAUGAAAUUGCACAUUGUAAUUUAUAUUAACAGAGCACACUAAUCAAAUAAUUUGUAUAAAUUAUAUAUAUUAGAUGCUUGAGUAUGGUUUUUACAUUCUCCCAUAGGGACCUUCUUUCUUCCUGUUGUGUUGUACAUAAAACUCAAAUGCUUACAUUUGUGUACUGUCAGAAAGCACAACACAGAAGAAUCUGAAUGAAAUCUUAUGCUUCCGCAUUCAUACAUUAAUGUAUAUAGUUGAUUGGAAUGAGAGCAAUUGACAUUUUAUUAAUAUUGGUGUUUUCUAGAGGCCUUCUUAAGUUCUGUCUGCAUAUUAGCUUCCUUUUAAUGUGUAAUUCUAAGAGAAAAAUAAUUUGACGCCUGUAAAAACAAUUCUGCUUGUUUUUUCAUAUUUCACAGACAUUCACUUGCAUUACAGGUUGAAGCGAUUUUAUGUAUAUUUGUACCAAUAAAAAUGAUUUUACAACUGAAA
Molecule: messenger RNA, 5753 nt
Organism: Chelonia mydas (Green sea turtle)
Lineage: Eukaryota; Metazoa; Chordata; Testudines; Cheloniidae
Gene: CARMIL1
Product: capping protein regulator and myosin 1 linker 1
Exons: 40
Coding region: 557-4864 (1435 amino acids)
Biological process (GO): regulation of Arp2/3 complex-mediated actin nucleation; cell migration
Cellular component (GO): plasma membrane; lamellipodium
Molecular function (GO): protein binding
Source: RefSeq, a predicted model, not a curated record